Messenger RNA from Solanum verrucosum, 787 nucleotides. Its product is annotated as protein SPA, chloroplastic. The coding region runs from base 170 to 649 and encodes 159 amino acids. The transcript has 5 exons. Lineage: Eukaryota; Viridiplantae; Streptophyta; Magnoliopsida; Solanales; Solanaceae. The record is from RefSeq and is a predicted model, not a curated record.
CUGACUGGUAAAUAUGAAAUGUGACCCCACACAAUCCAAAGGCCUAACAAUGGAUAGCAAACAACACUUGGUGUCAGUUUCAGAAUUUCUUGUUUUUCUGAUUCUGAUGAUAGCAAAAUCCAUUGCCAAACGAACGAAGCUAAACAAAACAUAGAAAAAAAGGGAGGAAAUGUUAACAGCACCUUCACUUUCCCGCUUUAAGUCUCCAUUUAUCAGCUCACCUCUUAAGCUUCCUCCUCUUUCUUCUUCUUCUUUCAUUCAGAAAUUUCAUCAAACACAUCGUAGGCGAAAUUCUUACCCAUGUAUUAGAGCUGUGGAUCUUGAUCAAAACACGGUGAUAGCAAUUACAGUUGGGGUGCUCAGUCUUGCUAUUGGAGUUGGAAUUCCAGUUUUUUAUGAAACCCAAAUUGAUAAUGCUGCAAAAAGAGAGAAUACGCAGCCCUGCUUCCCCUGCACUGGCACUGGUGCUCAGAAAUGCAGAUUUUGCAUGGGUACUGGCAGUGUGACGGUGGAGCUUGGAGGGGGUGAGACAGAAGUCUCUCGGUGCAUCAAUUGUGAUGGUGCUGGUGGUUUGACUUGCACAACAUGUCAAGGAAGUGGCAUUCAACCUCGGUACCUUGAUCGCAGGGAAUUCAAGGACGACGAUUAGAUAUGGAACAUUUAUGUUCAUCCCCUCUCUCUGCCUUUCUCAGUUUUCACACAUUCCUUUCACCUUCUGUUCUUACAUGUAAUCUUUAACAAGUUGAGCAAUACAUGAUUUCAAUACCAGCUUUGUCCAAUUACUAGA